Molecule: messenger RNA, 3878 nt
Organism: Brassicogethes aeneus
Lineage: Eukaryota; Metazoa; Arthropoda; Insecta; Coleoptera; Nitidulidae
Source: the annotation of a GenBank genome assembly
UGGAUUGUUAGCAUGUGCAGUUUGGGUUUGUGUCAAAACAUGUCUAAAACCUCGUGAUUAAUGUCACGUGCGUAAUUCUCUCGCAAAUAUCAGAGUUAUCUCUGCAAAUUGUUCAUCUCUUUAGAUCCCAAUGGGAGUGGUCUGUUUUCGCGCAGUGACAAACCGGGAUCAAGGGAACUGUGAGCGCCUACUGGUACGAAGUUGUAUACAAUUUGUUCGGUCGCGGGUAUCUUGUGGGAUAGAAACUAAAUUAUUAACUGUUUUGUGUGACUAUUUGAUCUUGUAGUUAAAUUAAUUAUAACAAGUGGUUUGUUAAGUGUUAUUGAAGAAACUUUGAUCAAAGUGCCUAUAUAGUGCGUGUAAAUUACUGUCACGGGAAAAAGAAUAGUGUAAACAUUAAAUCGCCCUUAUCGAUUCUUACCUUUCUUCAAUGAAUUUUGCCACUUAUAUGAACUCAAAAUACAUAAUCCAUUAAGCAAGUAUUUUACGAUGUUCCAAGAUCUUACAUAAUAAGCUGCCCGAAAACGGAACUGCAGUUUUAGAGGCCAUCAAGUGUUAUAAUAACAAUGCCUUCGGUGGUAGAAGAACUGGCUGACUGCAGUUCCGGCAGCGUGUUCACUCCGCUCGUAGACUCUAGUGGAAUAACGAUUGUGCCUCCAAGUCCAACCUCAAGACCUCUAAAGGUGAUCAACGACAUAAAGGUUCUCUUACAACAAGGCAAAAAGCAAGAUGUCAAGCACAUUCUGCGAAAUAAUGCCUGGCCCGCUAACCACCCAAUUCGGACAAAUUUAUGGAUUAUGCUAUGCACUCAACACAGCAAAAGCAAAAUGGAAGAGGGAUUUUAUUGGGAGAUGGUAACGCAAGUUUUCGGUAGCAGUGAUCUACCAGAUAAGCCGAUGAGCUUGCCACCCUUCUUGGAGCCUAGUCACUGCCAGUCAUACUAUAUGACUCACAAAGGUAGAAGUGUUACGGACCGAGUGGUUUCUGUAUUAGGAUAUGCAUGUCCCGAUAUAGUCUACAGUCCAACUAUCUACCCAAUAUGUGCCCUACUUCUUCAUUAUAUGUCGGAGGAAGACUGUUACCAUUGUAUGGCUAGUUUAGUGGCGUCGAAAGAAAAAACAUUUAUCACACAAACAAAGCUAUUAAAUGAAGUGACGUGGAAAACAGUAAUGCAAAUUUGUAAGAAGCAUGUGAAAGGACCUGCAGGAUAUAUACAACGACACUGUAACAGUUCGAGAGCUGAAAUCGUUUACAAGGACUGGAUAUGGUGGAUAUUUCAAGGACUACCAUUCCAUCAUCUAAUUAGAUUAUUGGACUGUUUCUUCCAUGAAGGAAUUAAGGUUUUUUACAGAAUGGCAAUGGCGAUAUUAAUUUUAUUCCAAAAAAGUUCGUCCUCAUCGUCGUCGGAAUGGUUGGCUGAAAUUCAAAAAAAUGGUAUUGAUGGAGCACUGAACAAAUUCUGCAAAGAAAUGCCCGUUACUCCACAGAAAGUAUUAAAGGUAGCGUUUGGGAUUAGGGGCCUUAGCUCUUCUUCGAUAUCCCGUAUUUUUAUUAAGACUGAGAUGCUCCUGAAGAGCAAACAUGUGAUACACGGGUCCAAACAAAUUGUCAGGUCUCGAUCAACAGAAAAUCUACCUAACAGCCAAAGCCAAACCAACAUACAAAUGGUAUCGCACACAUUAACUAUUAGAGAGAGAAUGUCAGAAGAGAUGUACAAUGAAAUGCUAUUGACUUUAUGGUCCUGGUUACCCGUGAGAAUUACGAUGUACCAACCAAUUCUGUUGUACACGACGGAGGAACAUGGGUGUUCCUUGACAACGUUCUACGUUCGAGUGGAACAGCACGAACCGACACUAUUGAUGAUUAAGACAUGCAAUAACGAGGUCUUCGGUGCUUACUGUUCUUCCCGAUGGGGGGAGAGAAAUCAAAAAGACGACCGAGGCAAUAGACAGGCAUAUUUUGGAACAGGCGAAACUUUCUUGUUUUCUUUGUACCCUGAAAGGGCAAAAUAUCCAUGGGUUGGCAUGGAAGGUGAUAAAGUUCAGCAUGGUGCGGAAUUAUUUAUGGCUGCUGAUUCAAAAAUGAUUACAAUUGGAGGAGGCGAGGGGCAAGCUAUAUGGAUGGAUGAAAAUAUUAGGUACGGUAAAACCGACCGAUGCCAAACAUUUAAUAAUCCACCGUUGUGUCCCAGCGGAGACUUUGAAAUCCGAGUACUUGAAGUGUAUGGAUUUGCCACCGAUCAACUUAGCUAAACAUCGAAAUUUUAUCGAACAACAUUUAUGCAAUUGCUUGCGUAAAUAAGAAUAAGAAAUACGUGUUAGAAAGUAUAGCAUUACUUUCACGCAAUUCAUUAUAAGACAAAAUAACGUACCUGUUAAAAUUCAUAAGUGCAUUCCACCAGUGCUUGAGUCGAUCAUUGCUUUUUUGAAGAAAGAAUGUGUAUAACAUAAAAUCCCCUGAAUAUGCCUUUGAAAAAUGGGGAUCAAAACUCACUUAGUUUACACACUAGAAGAUUUUUAGGUGUAAAAUGUAAUAAUAUUAUAAAAUUCUUUAUUCAAACAAAGAAUAACAAUGAUCUAAGGAAAAUGAAUGACAAGUACUAGAUCUAGUCGUUAAAUUUAGUGUUAUUUAUAAAUUUUUAUGUACCUUUAGUUUUUGGUGCGAUACAUUUUAUUAAAUUUUUAUUGUAGUUAUGUAUAUAUUGUACAUUAUUUUAAUCUUAAUAUUGUAGUCAUUGUCUGUGUUUUUGUGCAUUAGUUGUGCCAAAUAUUUUAUUUAUAAAAACCAAUUUUAACCAGUAAAACAAAUGAAAAGUUUUAGUAAACAUUAACAAGUGGUAAAGAUGAAAAAAUCAUGGCAUUAAAACAAUUUUAUUUUAAUUUAUGUUUUAUUUCCUGCUAAAAAAUUGAAAUAUUACUCGUAAUGUUUACAUAAACAUGUAAAAUUGUAUCAGUGUAAAUUAAAAAUGAGUAUUUUGAGGCUGUGUAUUGGGGAACUAUUUAGACCAUUUAUAAUUAUAAAUGCCCAUAUUACACAAAUAGUGUUAAACUGAUACAAAUACGAGUAGUUUUUAAAAUAUAAUUUUGGAGUGAAAAUUCAAAAGUGCCAACUACUUAAAAAUCUAUUAUGUACAGUGUACAUUGUACAUUUUAAAUACAUUAUAAUUCUGUCUAAUUAAUUUUUUGUGUUUUCUUUAUAAGAUAUCUUAAAAAGAUAUUUUGAGAAUCGAUUUUUGUUUAUUUUAAAAUUUAAAAAUGGGUUACUUAAUUUUUUGGCACUUGGACACUUUUGGAUUUCUACUCUUCAAUUAAUAAAGUUUUGUGCUUAUCACAAUCCGCUUUUUAUAAAUGGAUAUUUUUUAUUAUUUUUGUUUGUGUACAGUUCCCUAUUAUGUUAAUUUUACAGUAUUUAUUGUAUGUAUUGUUUUUUUAAUUCUUUGUAAAUGUUUUUUAGAAAAGAUUGACUGACUUUUGAAAUAUAUACAAUUAAAACAUCUUAUGGAAAAUGUGUUCUAUUCUAGAUUUCUAAAUUAGAAAACAUAAGAUAGAAUUGCUGCUAAGUUGCUCAUUUUAUAAGCAUAUCAUGCCACUUAAACGUUUCAUAAUUAAUUCGGAAUUUAAUUACAUAAUAAAUAUAAGCAUAUUUUUGAUAAUUAUUGUUAUGUUUACUCAAGUUAUGUUUCAAAGUGAAAAUUGUUAAUAGUAUAUGUUUCUUUAUGUAUGUAACUGUAAAUACUUGCUUGUUUUAUAUUUAAAAAGUUACUAUGAGAAGUUUGUUAGGUUUUAUCUCUUGAUUUGUUAACUUAUUUUAUAAUGAGAUAUUUUAUAAUUUGCUUGUCAUUUAGCACAAACUACGUCUUAAAAUAUAUUAAAUUCAUA